Molecule: messenger RNA, 2403 nt
Organism: Castor canadensis (American beaver)
Lineage: Eukaryota; Metazoa; Chordata; Mammalia; Rodentia; Castoridae
Gene: Foxf1
Product: forkhead box F1
Biological process (GO): regulation of transcription by RNA polymerase II; animal organ morphogenesis
Cellular component (GO): nucleus
Molecular function (GO): DNA-binding transcription factor activity, RNA polymerase II-specific; RNA polymerase II cis-regulatory region sequence-specific DNA binding
Source: RefSeq, a predicted model, not a curated record
CAGCGGCGGCAGCGGCGGCGGCGGCAGCAGCCACCCGAUGUCUUCGGCGCCCGAGAAGCAGCAGCCACCGCACGGCGGCGGCGGCGGCAGCGGCGGGGGAGGCGGCGCGGCCAUGGACCCCGCGUCGUCCGGCCAGUCCAAGGCCAAGAAGACGAACGCCGGCAUCCGGCGCCCGGAGAAGCCGCCCUACUCCUACAUCGCGCUCAUAGUCAUGGCUAUCCAGAGCUCGCCCACCAAGCGCCUGACGCUCAGCGAGAUCUACCAGUUUCUGCAGAGCCGCUUCCCUUUCUUCCGCGGCUCCUACCAGGGCUGGAAGAACUCCGUGCGCCACAACCUCUCGCUCAACGAGUGCUUCAUCAAGCUGCCCAAGGGCCUCGGGCGGCCCGGCAAGGGCCACUACUGGACCAUCGACCCGGCCAGCGAGUUCAUGUUCGAGGAGGGCUCCUUUCGGCGGCGGCCGCGCGGCUUCCGAAGGAAGUGCCAGGCGCUCAAGCCUAUGUACAGCAUGAUGAACGGGCUCGGCUUCAACCACCUCCCGGACACCUACGGCUUCCAGGGCUCGGCCGGCGGCCUCUCGUGCCCUCCCAACAGCCUGGCGCUGGAGGGCGGCCUGGGAAUGAUGAACGGCCACUUGCCGGGCAACGUGGACGGCAUGGCAUUGCCCAGCCACUCGGUGCCCCACCUGCCCUCCAACGGCGGCCACUCGUACAUGGGCAGCUGCGGGGGCGCAGCGGCUGGCGAGUACCCGCACCACGACAGCUCGGUGCCCGCCUCCCCACUGUUGCCGGCAGCCGCCAGCGGGGUCAUGGAGCCGCAUGCCGUCUACUCUGGCUCCGCCGCAGCCUGGCCGCCCUCUGCCUCCGCGGCGCUCAACAGCGGCGCCUCCUACAUCAAGCAGCAGCCCUUGUCCCCCUGUAAUCCCACGGCCAACCCCCUGUCCGGCAGCCUCUCCACGCACUCCCUGGAUCAGCCGUACCUGCACCAGAACAGUCACAACGCCCCAGCUGAGCUGCAAGGCAUUCCGCGGUAUCAUUCGCAGUCGCCCAGCAUGUGUGACCGAAAAGAAUUUGUCUUCUCUUUCAACGCCAUGGCGUCCUCGUCCAUGCACUCAGCCGGCGGCGGCUCCUACUACCACCAGCAGGUCACCUACCAAGACAUCAAGCCCUGUGUGAUGUGAGGCUGCGGCCGCGGGCCCUCCCGGCACAGGCCGGCAGCCCAGGGACCUCGGAGCCCACCGUCAGAAACUGCUUUAUUCUCGAGGUAUAACCGUCGGCAGAAGAAAAGAGUCCGGCCCUUCCCCAACAGGAUUAUUUGGAAAGAAAUCCCCAGCAAAACCCAGCGUUGUGGUCGACCACUUCUCCCCUACUCCCUCACAAAUUUUAAAAAAUGGUGGCGGUGGGGGCCUGAUCCGACUGCAGCUGUCGGUAAAUAAGUAUUUUCGAUCCUAUUGAAAAAGGCUGCGAAGGUGCUGUGUUGGGGAAAGCCUUCAGCUCGAAAAGAAUUCUGCUGAGGUCCCCCUCCCCCCAAUGGCGAAAGUGAGGGAGGAUUUUUGUUUUUUAGAAGAAAUGCAAGCAUGUGAGACCCAUCAUUAUCAAAUAUUUUUAUUUUUUGGUUGAGUAUUUAUCUUUUUAACUUUUUUUUUGAAAGAAUGUCCCUUUAGAGCCAUCUUCUGCUGGGAGGAGGAGGGGACAAGGCACGGCGACCUCCUUCCCCACCCCAGACGUCUCCAUCAGCAACCACAGGUGGAUGGUUGUGCACAGAACUUGCAUUUCCAAAGCCACUGUUCGUCUUUGAAAGAAAAUAGAAGGAGCCAAGAAGCGAGCGGCUGUCCGUCUGUCCGUGUGGCCUCUACCGUCCCCUUCCACCUCCCCCUUCUUCUCUUCAGUGUGUUCGUUUUGUUUGGGAUUGCAUUUUGACUUUUUCCGUGGGUGUUUUUCUCUCUCCCAAUCUCUACUGUAAACUUUCCGGUUGGAGAAAACUAGCGGAACACAGCUUGAGGAAGGGACGGGGAGGCCCGUGGCCGCGCGAGAUGCAGAAAGGUUAAGGCACUUUUUAAAACUCUAGCAAGGCUCAUCGUGUUAUUUAUUCUUUCUUUCCCUAAUAAUCGAAACGCCGCAUAGGCUCCUCCGUUUAUCAGUAUUAAUGGUGUAACUUUGUUGGCAAUAUUUGCCGUGUAGAUUUUUUUUUUUAGAUAUCCAUUGUAAAUUUGAAACAAAGACCGAUCCAUGUAAAAACAAAAUUCCAUAUGUUUUAUAUAAAUAUAUAUAUAAUAUGAAGGACUAUCCCCCGUCCCUUUUUUAGUUUUUUGGCUGCUGGGGUGCAGCGUUUGUGACACAUUUUAAAUUUCCUUCUGCACUGUAUAAAAUGACAAUUCAAGGAUGUUUUGCCUUUUGUGUAUUUUUU